AUCUUUCUUGAUAGCCACGCAACAAAGAAACGAUGUCGAAGAAGAUGAUCGUGCUGAAAAGCUCCGACGGUGAAUCGUUUGUGGUCGAGGAAGCGGUCGCACGUCAGUCGAAGAUCAUAUCGUUUCUUGUUGAAGAAUUACCCGAUCAAGAAUUACGGUUUACGAACCUGACAAGCGAGAUCCUCCUGAAAGUGAUCGAGUACUGCAAGAAGCAUGCGGUGGAAGACGGUAGUGGUGAUUCUUCUUCGUCCUCCUCCGAUGAUCUCAAGAAGUGGGACGUGAAGUUCGUCGGGGAAAUUGAUCAGCCCACGCUCAUGGAUCUCAUCAUGGCUGCGAAUUACCUACACAUCCCGAGCCUGCUUGAUGUCACGUGCCAGAAAGUUGCCGAUAUGAUCGCUGCAUGCGAAGACGAGAAAAAGAUUCGAUCGACGUUCAACAUCGAGAACGACUUUACGGAAGAGGAAGUAGAAGCGAUUCGCAUGGAGAAUCAAUACCCUAACUAGUUUCUUUUAUGUUCUUUGUUUGGUUUUUGUGUCUUCGAAUCUCUAGAUACGAUGACUAUCGUUGAUUUCGUGUUCAAGAAGGGCUUAUGCUUAAGAAAUGUAAGAGCAAUUCUUGAUUAUAUGCUAAGCUCUACAAA
Molecule: messenger RNA, 640 nt
Organism: Brassica oleracea var. oleracea
Lineage: Eukaryota; Viridiplantae; Streptophyta; Magnoliopsida; Brassicales; Brassicaceae
Product: SKP1-like protein 11
Exons: 1
Coding region: 33-503 (156 amino acids)
Biological process (GO): SCF-dependent proteasomal ubiquitin-dependent protein catabolic process
Cellular component (GO): cytoplasm; nucleus
Molecular function (GO): cullin family protein binding
Source: RefSeq, a predicted model, not a curated record